Molecule: messenger RNA, 2885 nt
Organism: Manis javanica (Malayan pangolin)
Lineage: Eukaryota; Metazoa; Chordata; Mammalia; Pholidota; Manidae
Gene: RAB27A
Product: RAB27A, member RAS oncogene family
Molecular function (GO): GTPase activity; GTP binding
Source: RefSeq, a predicted model, not a curated record
ACGGGAAGUGAUGUGGGGCCAGACGGAAAAUACCCGCCAAGGACCCAGAAAGGGCUGCCAGCGGUGGACGCGGCGCGCGUGGAGACCAACAGCGCGGGGACAGCCGGGGCGCGCCAGGUGAACUACUGAGUUCUUCAUUAUGUCUGAUGGAGACUAUGAUUACCUCAUCAAGUUUUUAGCUUUGGGAGACUCUGGAGUAGGGAAGACCAGUGUGCUUUACCAGUACACAGAUGGUAAAUUCAACUCCAAAUUUAUCACAACGGUGGGCAUUGAUUUCAGGGAAAAGAGAGUGGUGUACAGAGCCAAUGGGCCAGACGGAGCCAUUGGCAGAGGCCAGAGAAUCCACCUGCAAUUAUGGGACACAGCAGGGCAAGAGAGGUUUCGUAGCUUGACAACAGCAUUCUUCAGAGAUGCUAUGGGGUUUCUUCUGCUUUUUGAUCUGACAAAUGAGGAAAGUUUCCUCAAUGUCAGAAACUGGAUAAGCCAGCUACAAAUGCAUGCAUAUUGUGAAAACCCAGAUAUAGUGUUAUGUGGAAAUAAGAGUGACCUGGAGGACCAGAGAGUAGUGAAGGAGGAGGAAGCCAGAGGACUUGCAGAGAAAUAUGGAAUCCCCUACUUUGAAACUAGUGCUGCCAAUGGGACAAACAUAAGCCAAGCAAUAGAGAUGCUCCUGGACCUGAUAAUGAAGCGAAUGGAACGGUGUGUGGACAAGUCCUGGAUUCCGGAAGGAGUAGUGAGGUCCAAUGGUCAUGCCUCUACAGAUCAGUUAAAUGAAGAAAAGAAGGGGGCAUGUGGCUGUUGAAAAAUCAAAGGAGAUACACAGUAUUUCAGGUGGCCUAUGCCUGUGAUCUUCUCUAUGGCUAAUACAUGACACAGAGAGAUUAACAGACACUGUGUACACACUUCUCAUCAUCCCAAUUAAACCUAUUAAUAAGCAUCCAGUUUUAAAAGUAAUUUGCUGCAGCUUUGUAAAUAUUUCCUUAAGAUUCAGCCUGAGAGGAGAAAUAUUUCACAUAAGCCAAAAGUGCCUUAUAAAAUCUUAGCAUGGCAAUAGGUCAUUCAGGGAUUCAGGAUUUUGUAGCCACAGGAGAGUGAAUUUGUUACAUAGAAUGAACGAAGAUACUGUCAUUUGCCCUAACAAAGAGCCCCAGAGUCUCACAAUCAAGAUCUUAGAUGCAAUUAUGAAACUAUCAAUCUUUAAUUCAAAUUUAAAAACUCUACUUGUACCAUAGGUAACCUUAUAAAUGCCAUCAAAACCACUUGGAUAUUAAACAAAAUAUAUACAAACUUCUGUUCAAGGUCCUUGAGGAUUAAUUCAUGAAAGCAUUCUCUUUAAAAUGAAUAUGGACAAAUUAUGGCCAUUAUCUACAGACUCUGGAUAAACUGGAUUGACUAAUUAUUCACCCACUGUGACUCUAGUUGGUGGGAGAGGGAUUGUGGGGUGAGGACAGGGAUAGUUUAAUGAAGUAUGAACAAUUGAAGUAGGGCUUCUGGCUUCCUCUAUAUUCCCAUUGCUCUGAAGGGUUGGUUGAAGGGUCAGGGAACUCGAUUUUUAUGGCUUUAGUUCACUGUGAUCUGUGCAUUUAUACAUGGCCUACAUACUGACCACAUGUGAGCAUAGCUUUAUGCUGAAGUUAUUUGUGAUGUAAGUAAACAUUUAGCUCUUUUUCUUCAUAUUUAUAGUGUUAUUCUACAUCCUCAGACUGCAGUUUGUUAGCUUGUGAACUAAUAUUCUGUCUUCACUAUCAGGCUCUGUAUUACUGAUAUUUGCAACAUGUUUUAUUUUUACAUUGGUGAAAUUGAAAGAAUUUGAUUUUAAUUACAUACGAUGUCUGUUUGCUAUUUUGUGGAAGAUAGAUGUUUGUAUUUAAACAGCUUCAUUUGUAUUCUAACUCAGUAUAAGAAAAAUUAAGUAUUCUAUAAGUUGUAUUUUUCAUUGAGAUCUUGUACUCGCUGGGUCAAGCCAAGGCAAUAUUCUUCUGCUUUGCCAAAAUGUCUUCACACCAAAUUUAAGGUGGUUUUUAAAAUAUGUUUCAUGGCAGUUGUUUGUAGAGGUCAAAGAGGAAAAUUAUUAUUUAUUAAGUGGUUUAAAUAAAGUAGAUUAAAUUUUUCAAAGAGCUUAAUGGUUAUUUAGGAAGAAAGUCCACUCAUUGUAAUUUAAGUAAGGAAUAAAAAUAAAUGUAUUUUGUAGUGGCAAAUGUCUGGUGGUACUGUAAUUAGAAAAAUACAACUAUGAUGGAAAGUAAUUACUUUUACAUGGUAGUUUUCAAAUGGCUUUUUAUUAAACACAUAACCUAUUUUUUCUACUGCUUUCCCUCCACUCCCUUAAAAAACUUAGCUGUGGUUACUAAUAAAGAUCUUAUAUAUUUUUGUCCUUGAAAUGAGGACUUAACUUUUAAGUACUAAGUCAUUGAGUCCUAUGUAUUUGAAUUGUGUAGUUAGUGAAGGAAAGAUUCAGACAUUUCAAGGGCAGGGUCAUAAUCACAAGCAGUGCCUUGAAAAGUUGCCCUAAGACUUCAGUGGAGCAAAUCAUAAUUUUACAGCUGCUUAUUAGGGAGUAUUUUAUAUGGUGUAUUUAUAUAGUUAAAAAGAAGACAAUAUUUGUGUUUCAGUUUUUCAAGAACUAAAUUAUAAAUUAGCUGUUGGCCUUAAACAGAAUAUACAACUAAAUGUAUACAUCAUAUAGUGAUGUACAAAAACCAUUUUUAUUGAAAUAAAUAAUCAUAUUCUCUUUGGAAAUUAUUUGUUUAAAUUUGAUACUGAAGGACCAUAUUUUUGUGUGUUGAUGUAUUUUUCUGUUACAAGUCUGUGUAAAAGUGAAAAUGUAUCUUCAGUGAACUUUGUGCCGAUUAAGCGUAUAAUUAAAAAGUGGUUUUGUCUGUCAA